Sphenostylis stenocarpa is the source of this 1581-nucleotide messenger RNA. Lineage: Eukaryota; Viridiplantae; Streptophyta; Magnoliopsida; Fabales; Fabaceae. The record is from the annotation of a GenBank genome assembly.
AUGGAAUCCCAUGUAAAAUUAUGUACUGACAAGUCAGGUGGUAAAGAUGGAAAUGAGUUUGGCCGCAAUUUGAUAGAUAUUUCUGGAACCACAUUUGAUUCCCUAAGUAUCGACACCACGACGAAUGGUAAUUCAUCGACCAAGGUAAAUUAUACUACUGAGGGUUCCCUAAUAUCACCACUUGAAUCUUCCAUUGUAGAUAGUCCACUUGAGGUUGACCAUGAGGAAAAUUGCAAGGUACUAUAUGGAGAAACUAUAUUGAGCAGAAGCGAAUCAACAAUGGAGAAUUCAUAUGAUUGCAAGCCAGAGCAAUGCAUGAAAGAUUCAUUGAAAGAAUACAACAUGGUGUACACAUGUGAUAUGGCAAUAGGGUCUGAUGGAGAAAGAAAUGUGUCACCUGAUUCUAAUGUCUCCAGGCUUGUCACCAAUGAUCAAGUUGAAGAACCUAAAGUCACUGAGAAUGGAGUACCAUUUGAUGCUUAUAUCAACAAAAACAAGGCUUCUUCAGAGGAAAGUAAUGCUGCUUCAGAAGAAAAACAUUAUUUGGAUCCUGAAGCCAAAAGGAUUUCUCUUAUUGAAGGGUUAACUGUAGUUAAUUGCAGACAUGAAGGGGAGAGUUACAAGAGUACAAUUGAAGAAACAAAUGAAAAGCCAGAAGCUUCACAUGUCAUGGUAAAUAAUUUGGAGGACACAAAAAUGUCAGAAGAAUGCAACUGUGAUCUGAUAACUAAAAAUCAGGAAGAAUCUUUGUUGCAAAAUAAUUCCUCUUUGUUGCAUAUCUAUGAUGAUCAUCAGGGAAAUGUAAAGCAAGACAAAAGUUUUACUGCUACCAGCAUGCCAAGCUUAGAUUGGAAGCAAACAAAUAAGACCAAGAACUUUGGCCACACCAUUGACAACCUUGAUUCUUCUAAGUUAACAGUUCCAUCAGUGGACUUGGUUGGUGAUGAAACAUUUGAGAAAGAAGGAGAAGAAGAUCCACAACAUGCAGAAGUAGCUUCAUCUGCCGGGGGAGAACUAACAACUUCAACAGUUACCAUGUCCAUUGAACCAUGUUCAAACAAGUCCAUAUUUGAAAAUGGUGGCUAUGAAACAAGGGACAGUGUAACAAGGCUCAGUACUGAAUCAAACCCUGACAAUUCAAACACCUCUUGUCAGAUGCAAAAGUCACCAAGCUUCAAUCUCAACCUCAGAAAGGAAGCAAGGCCUGAAGAAUCGGAUCAGACUCCUUUGCUUCAUCAGAAUAAGUCUGCAAAUGAAAGCUUAUCAAAACAGACUAGUCUGAAUCUCGUCAACUCAAUGCCUCAUGCUCAAUAUGAGCAGUGCAUGUUACACAGCGAAGAAAUGCCAGUGGAAGAGAAAAUAGUUACUAUGGAAAGAAGUUACUCAAAGAAAUCUAAAGCCCCAUUCAUAGGCCUCUUAAAAGAAGAGGAAGAAGCUCAUCUUCUAGGCAUGGCACAGAUACAAGACAACCAUGUUGGCACAAAGAAUACAGUGUCAUCUACUUUACCUAAGCCAAAAGAGAAGCGAAAGCCUCGGUCUUCCUUCUUCUGCAGUUGCAUGUGUUGUGCAACAGUACCUUGA